This is a messenger RNA of Schistocerca gregaria, 694 nucleotides long. RefSeq lists its product as uncharacterized. The coding region runs from base 40 to 600 and encodes 186 amino acids. NCBI's taxonomy places the organism in Eukaryota, Metazoa, Arthropoda, Insecta, Orthoptera, Acrididae. The record is from RefSeq and is a predicted model, not a curated record. The transcript is spliced from 3 exons.
AUUCAAACGUGGUAUCAUUCAUAUUCUAAAUCACUAAGGAUGUUGCGACGUCUUACACCGAGGCUAUCUGAACUUGGAAAACGGAAACUAUCAAGGCCAACUCCCUCAGGGGCAUUUCAAAGGAUUUCUAUACGCUCCCAACCUUCUCUCAACUUAAAUGGUAAUUUGGACCCGGUUUUUAAGUAUUUGGCUUUCAGGGUGAAUACUUACUGCACAGGCAAUAAAAACACAAACGAAGAAGUGUGGAAUGAUCUUGAAAACUUGAGUGACUUUUACGAUCCCCAACGCGACUGGGACUAUCCAGAAGAAGAAGAAAAAUUCGAGGAUUUGAGCACUGAUGAAUACAACCGCUUGUUGGAUCGCCUGCAGCAAGAAGGCCGACUACCUCUCGGGGAACAAAGGGACAACAACCAUAUGUCCCUGCCUAAUCGCUCAUCCAUGCUGUCUAAUACAGGCGAAGAGGCCAACGCGAACAACAACGAAUUGAGCACUCGCUAUCGUAUUGGGACUCUUUCGAUGCCCCAAUCACUCAUUCUUCGAAUUCGAGAAACUCUAAGCGCUUAUUUCCCCAAGGAUGCUACAUGCAGAUAUGUAUUGUAGUAGUAGCAAGUUCCAGAAAGUUAUCAUCGAAACUUAGCGGAAUUCAGAAUUUUUCAUUUCGUGUAAACUAUUAGAUAUUUGUUCAUUGGCGAAA